Enterobius vermicularis (human pinworm) is the source of this 2115-nucleotide messenger RNA. NCBI's taxonomy places the organism in Eukaryota, Metazoa, Nematoda, Chromadorea, Rhabditida, Oxyuridae. The record is from the annotation of a GenBank genome assembly.
AUGGAAACGAGCAUCAGUGCUCGUUUCCGGUACUGUUCGCAUAUGAUAGCACUAGAACUGGUAGGACUGGCUGACAUCAGGUGGCCAGUAGAUGAGUUUUCAUGUCAAGGAGGAAAUCAAUUAAUGUCCACUAUAUCAUCCAAUGUUGAUCUCACUACAAAGUAUCAGAGGAUCGCCGCGGAAUAUGCAAAGUCAAUAGGUGCUAUAUUUCAGUUGAAAACACAGAUACCAGUUUUAAAAAAUGCUUUCUUUGAUGAACAGGCAAAAUCAAAACGACUCACGGAAGAAGUGCAGUCUAAAGUUGCAUUCAUGCGGAAACUGGAAAGUGAAAUUGAAAGUCUGGAGUUUCGAAAUGAACAGCUGUUGAAAAGAGUUGAAUCAUUGCAAGCCGAAGUAGAGGAGUUGCGUCGAGUGCCCUUGAAGGAGAAGAAGAACAGCAGCCAUCGUCAUGCCAUUGCGAAACCUGUUGUUGACGAAGAUCGUGACAUUUUAAAAAAUGAGCUUGAAAUUAAGAUUCAAGAAAAUGAACUCCUUCAUUCAAAGAUUGAAGAGCUGUCAGUUAAUUUUGAGAAGGGAAAGCAGAUUUUAGAAAAAAAGUGUGCUGACUUGGAAGCCCAGCUUCUUAGUUUGAAACCUGAGCAGAAGACUGAUGUGUCAGACAACGACAACAAAAAUGAUUGUGAUACUUCUGCAAGUGCAGCCACAAACAAACGAACAGAUACGACUUUGCCCAAUUCAACACAGGCACAAAAGGUCGUAAGUGGUAGAGAUGUGGAGGGCACUCUACACGCACUACUUAAUGAUGCCAUUCAGAAAGCAUAUAUUUUCUUUCAAGGCUUUGUUAAUUUACUGAGGCUUUUUGAACAGCGCAGUACAGUCUAUCCUCGAGAUAUGGUUUUAGAACAGCUGCCAAAAAAUACGCUGCUGGUGUGGUAUGAGCUAUUUAAGGAAAAUAUUGAAAGUGAAAAUCGAGUUUCUUGGUGUGGUCCUAAUUUAUGUUCAUGCAAUGAAUUAUGGUCUUCAAAAUUCCUCAAAUUUUUGGAUUCUUUAACAGUGUUAAGUGAAAAUAUUGGUAAAGGUUUAGUUGCAGGAAACUGUAUAAGAAUUGUCAGCGAGGCAUCUGAGUUACUUGCAGAAUGCUCAGAGUUAUAUAACCAAAAAGUGUUUGAUGAAAAUCGUCUUCCCACCGCAUCUAAGCGUCUAAAAUGCUUGAACGAUUGUAUCGCAAAAUGUUUCUCGUCAAUUUCUCGUAGUUUGGAGAACUUUGUUAUACUGAUGAAUUUAAUCAAUUCUACAUCGUCUUUAAGGCAAAGCGCAGUAGCGGUGGAAACGAAGAAUGAGGAAGUUGUGCAUCCUGAUGUUGGCGGGGAGAACGGUAUUGUUAAUAAGGAAUCUACGAGUACUCAGUUAGGGUCUCAAUGCCACUGCAGUGAACUGGAAGCAGAACUUCGAUCUACGAAGUGUCGUAUAGUCAGUUUGGAAAAGGAACGGGAUCGAAUUUUGGUCGAAACGGAGUUGUUAAAAAUGAAGCUAAAUGGAGGACAGGUUGAGCCGUUCAAUGUUGCUUCCUCUGCAAACACCACUUCUGGAGAGCUUUAUGUGGUUACUUCUUUUUAUGACCGAAGGAUUGAAGAACUCGCUAACGAAGUUCAGUAUUUGGAAGGCCGUGCAGUAUAUUACGAAAAUGAGUGUUUGGCGCUUAUUCGGCUUGCCAAUUUGAGAGAAGCAGAAAAAAAAGAAUUGGCAAAACAGCUGAUGGCCGCGAAUAAGAAAGUUGCUCAGUCAAAUGUACAUCUAGAUGAUAUGGACACUAUCCAAAAAGGUUACAAAGAACAGAUGAAAAGUUUAUAUGAACAUAUGGGUGAGCUGAACACCAAAAUUGAAAGCCAAUCGGAAACUAUCACAUCGCUAAGAAAUGGCGGAAUUGGCGGGCUUAAACAGUUCGAAAGGGGGCUAGGAAACUUCUAUUUAAGUGAACAGUAUUUUAUUGCUGUUAAGACAGCACUUCAGUCAAAAUCGCCGACGGUUGGUGAAUUGUUUUUCAUGAGGAUUCGAAUGUCGGUCUUGCAGAAGCUGUUGGAAAUUUUGUCAAUUAUUUUCAAAAACGGUCCAUAG